GCCUCUCAGUCACCAGUGAGGCAGGAGCAGCAGGAACGGGGCGCGGAGCUGCUGCACGCAGCACAUCCUCUGAUGCGUUUUGCAAGCUUUUUCUGGCUGCAUAUGGAACGAGUACUGGAGAUUUAUUUUCCGACUUCGUUUAGCACCACACGAUAUAUUCCACGAGGAGGGAAGAUAUGAAGCAUUUUUAUGCGUAAUUAGAGGGGUUGGGGAGGGUUCUCUUUUUUUGUAUAUAUUUUUUGAAAUUUUAUUCUACCUCAGUUUUGUUAGAUAUUUAAAGUGUUUUUUUUCCUUCUUCUUCUUCAAUGUUUAAGGUGAUUUCUUUCCAAAGCGCACAGAGCUACAACCUCUCUCUGUCAUGGAAAACCUCACGGUGGAUGACAUAACUCUAGAGAAUGACACGUCGGUGCCGGACAACCAGACUCUGGGCGUUUGGACCGACAACUCUCUCGAAUACAAAGUGGUCAGCGUGUUCCUGGUGUCCCUCAUCUGCGGCGCGGGGAUAGUGGGCAACGUCAUGGUCAUCCUGGUGGUCCUGACCACCAAGCACAUGCGAACUCCCACCAACUGCUACCUGGUGAGCCUGGCGGCCGCCGACCUCAUGGUGCUGACGGCCGCCGGGCUGCCCAACAUCAGCGACGCCCUGUGCGGCCAGUGGGUGUACGGCUACGCGGGCUGCCUGGGGAUCACCUACUUCCAGUACCUGGGGAUAAACGCGUCCUCCUGCUCCAUCACAGCCUUCACCGUGGAGCGCUACAUCGCCAUCUGCCACCCCAUCAAAGCCCAGUUCCUGUGCACCUUGUCCCGGGCGAAGAAGAUCAUCAUGCUGGUGUGGGCUCUCACCUCGGUCUACUGCGUCAUGUGGCUGUUUCUGUCCGACACCAAAAAGUUGGUGUACGACAACGUGGCGCUGCUCACCUGCGCCUACAAGGUGUCCAGGAGCCACUACCUGCCCAUCUACUUCACGGAUUUCGCCGUGUUUUACGUGCUGCCCCUCAUGCUGGCCACGGUUCUGUACGGGCUGAUCGGCAGGAUUCUCUUCCUCAACCCGCUGCCGUCCGACCCGAAGGGCGGCAGCAAGAAGUGGAAGAGGGAGGCGAGCCAGGGCGGCAGGAUGGUCGGCAGCAGCUCCUCCAGCAGCACCACGGCUGCCUCCCGCAGACAGGUGACGAAGAUGCUUGCCGUGGUCGUCGUCCUGUUCGCCCUGCUCUGGAUGCCCUACCGGACCUUAGUGGUGGUCAACUCCUUCCUAGGCAAACCCUACCUGGACACCUGGUUCCUGCUCUUCUGCCGUCUCUGCAUCUACCUAAACAGCGCCAUCAAUCCGGUGAUCUACAACGCCAUGUCGCAAAAGUUCCGCACCGCCUUCAAGAAGCUGUGCCACUGCGGCCCCCAGCGCAUGGAGAAGCCCGCGUCCUACAGCGUGGCUCUCACCUACAGCGUCAUCAAGGAGACGUCCAACGGGGAAAGCCCGGACCACUUCACGACGGAAAUGGACGAGCUGCACUCGCCCUGCGACCAGUGCAUGCCUGCCGGAAUCUUACCGAGUGCCAAAAAGAUUCAGUACGUGGUGGACGGCUCGCUCUCUGGCAGAGAAGUGAAUGCCUGAGUAGAGACAACUUUUGCACCCAGAGUAGAUAUCAGAUUCCAACUGAACAUAUUGUUGAGUUUAGUCAGGUUUAAGUUGAAGGCGAGCCAACAUGUCCAGCUUGAGUUCUCCCUCUUGUUCAUUUGUUUGAAGAAACUAAAGUCCGUUUGCUGUCAUGUUUUGUGGGCUUUCAAUAUUUUGCACACACUAAAUUAAGAGAACAAUUUUGCGUAAUACAAAAUAGAGGGUAUAUGCAAUUAAGCUUAGUUAUUCAGAGAAAGUUUCAUAUGAGAUGACUAUGGGGAAAAACUGGAAGAUUACUGAUUUGAGGAGUUAAUGCACAAAGCAACUCUGUUCUAUGAUAAUCCAUCAAUCUAUUUUUUAUAGCCGCUUCAUAUUUGGAGGGUGUUUGUGGAGUAGAGUGCCCAUUAUUCGUGAUAAAUAAGCAACAAAGGGAUGUUAAGAGAAACAGACAUUCACUCUUACCUACGGGGAACUCAGACAGCCCAAUUACCCCAUCAUGCAUGUUUUUGGGACGUGUGAGGAACUUGGAGGUAAUCUACACAUGCACAGGGAGAACACGCUAAUUCCACACCGAAAAGACCCCAGCUGCAAUUUGAACUGAGGAACUCCUUGCUGCGAGCCAUUGGGCCACUGUGCAACACUCUUCUGUAAAACACAGUCAAAAUUUGCCUUUGAAAUAGACAUUUAGAGAAUCCACUGGCAAACUUUAGCAACGACAUGACCAGUUUGGUUAAAGCUGGUCACCUCUUUAGCCUAUCCUGCCAUUCAUCUUACACUUGGAUGAAUGAAUCGAUGACCAUGGUGGCUACAGAGUGGUCCACAGCAACCACCUGAGGGCCUUUUAAUGUGAUGUUUCAGCUUUAUAAACAAUCAUACUUUUCAGUUGUACUGCUACAACAAAAAAAUCUAGUUUUCCCCGCCCAAUGUGUGACAUUUCCUCAACAUCAGAUAAAACAGUAGGACCAUUUGCAGAUGCUAAUACUGAACACAUACGUAGGGGAGGAUUUACCAACUAUAGAGUCUUCAUUUUAUUGGUUCCAAAAGAUCCUUUGGUUUAAAUAAUCUCUUCAGAUUGGCCGACUAUCACUACAGCUACACAAAUCUCUGAAAACAGUCCAUAAAAUAACACGUUUUCUCAGCAUCCAAACUAUCUUUUUGCGACCCAGAAAAGUUUUUCUUUAAUUUCUUUGACCCCCCUAUGGAGUUACAUUCAGUAUUAAUCACUACAGUACGGGAGCAGGUUGUUCAUAACAAUGGAGUAGUUUGCACAGACAAGUCAGGUGGUGUGUGGCUUAUUUAAUAAGAAGCAAAGAUUUAAACCACUACAUUGUUGGGAAUCUCGUCUCAUCCUCUGAACUUUUUAAUACAGUGUUGCUCAAGGCACUCAUGCAUUCAUUUCCCUUUUCUGGGUAUGCAGUCUAAUGUUUGACCUUAGGCGAACAUCAUUUACAUCCUCUGCACGUCUGAUGCACCAAGCGUGGGGAAAGCACCACUGCUUUGCAGAUUUCUUUUUAAUAAAAAGAAAAAAAGAAAAUCAAUUUCCAAUAGAUGCAUUAUUCACUGAGCUAAUGAGAAAGAAACUCCGGAGCUAAAAGGUGGUGUGAUGGAUAAUGUUUUAUUUAACAGAAUCAGAGACACAGACGUUGCAUUUUAACGGCCUCGCAUGAAGAUGCAAUGCGGAACUUUUCGAGAACUUUUCGUCAAGAUUAAAAUUUUGAUGCCUUAAAACGAAUUAGCUUUGGUAGAAUUUUGAAAUGUAAUGAAUACUUCAGCUGGUUGAAGGUAAUUAACACUUUUUUCUCCUUGCUCAACACAGAGGAUUUAGUCCAUUGACAUUCCAGUUAAAUGUUUUGUCCAUUUAGCUGAGAUAGCUUUAUUUCAACGAGUUAGAACCGCAUCAAACAGGAAAAAAAACCACCACGGAAAAAGUUCACAAGCAUUCAUCACUGGUAUGAAAUCAUAAUCAAGUUUAAGGCUUUGGAGGAUAUGUUUGACUUGUUCUUGUAGAAGAAUGAUCACAUAAUUAAAACAAAAUAUACAAUUGGCAGCACAAACAGGACAAAGUUGUACAUAAACAUAUAAACGGGGAAAUAAAUUCCUUAAACAUAUUAAUUUGCUUUAAAAAUCACUAAAAACAGAACGGUUGUCACACAACCUUUCACAAACAGAAAUGCAGACACAUUGGAUCCCAGCACCUCAUCCGAACAGUCCUGGCUCAGAAUCCAUUCAGUGCGAUUUUAAAUAAUCCAAUUCAAGGCAACGUUCAUCAGGAGAAAAGUCUUCUGCGACCGUCUUUAGGUGAAAAGGCUUUAGAGUUAUUUUGCUAGAGAGCGAGUCUACAAAGCCAAGUGUAACUGUGCAAUGCUGCCGAUGGAUUAUCAAGAUAGACGCUCCGAUGUUUGAGGAAUUUAAAUGUGUCAAAGAAGCUCCUGUAUCUGCAGCAUCAAAGUUUUAAACAUGUCAGACAGCGAAAGCUGCUGUUAUCCUUUUCAGUAGAAGCAACCAGCUGACAGACCAAUUACAGUGUGUCUUGAACCGAGUUCCUUGGUUGAACGAUGCGUUUUUACACCAUUUCUAAGCUGUAUGAACUGAUGGACGGAGACGUCCAGGUUCAGUUCCAUCAGGGGCAAAAUAACCAGGCAAAACCCCGUUAGUCAGUCCUUUGAAUGGUAGAAAACAAACUAGUGGCUAAGAUGGUGGAGAGUAAAACUAAUCAAAUGAAGAAAAGACAUAAACAUGCAACCACUGGAGGAUAUACAAUGCAACAUUACGAGACAAAUUGAACAAUGGCUGCUGAAUACCUUUGCUUGGAUCAGAUCUUUAACAGUAAGAAAAUAUUUUGUUUGUUUUUAUGAUUUCUGGCUCAACAGUAUUGAAGGUAUGUGUUUUCCUCAAGGCUUUAAAAACUUCCUGAAAUGUCAAAAACAGCAGUAGGCACCAAAUAUUUCUCUUAGCUUCGACAUCAAGUUUAAAAAGUUCGUACUGUGACGACUUCAUUGGUAUCCUUACCAAUACAUUUAGUUAAAUGAAUUUUUGUUUGUUUGAGAAGCAUAAAAAUUAAAAUGCUCAAAGCAUCCCCAAAGGACAAAAAUGUAUAUUGUUUGUAAACUUUUCACCGGUGAAAUCCAAGUUUCUGAUUCAAUCCUCAUAUCUUGAAGUCACUAUCAUACAAAAGCUGCUGUCAUUGCGUUUCAUUUUGCACCCGACAUUCUCCUGGGAUUCGACUGGAGUUGCAGAAUCCGUCCCUCUUUCCAUUUCCGGCUCCCCCACCUGAAGCCAUGUAAUCUAAAUUAAUCCAAACUAACACCGGCGUGACAUUUUAAUUUCGCUUCCGGAGGCAGAACCCAGAUGCCGAAUUACGUGACCUUUAACGAUGGACUCGGCAGAGAAAGAGGCGGACGCAUUUAGACACUCACUUAAACUUGCUGUGUCAAUUUAGAGUCACCUGAAUGCCAAUGAUUCCUGCAGGGAGUUACUCGAUUAGUCCUCCGACGUGACAGACACACCGAGCAAAGCCUCGGUGUUGCUUUGGUUGCCGUCAAGUGGACCGCCGUGUGGAGAGCUUGCGUGCGUCAGUGAGCUACAGUGAGGGAGAAAUGUGUUCCUGCUGCUGAUGCAAGUUGUUUUAUUCAGUUUCAACUGGCAGAAGGCAGCACUUAAGAGUUAUUUGUUCCAGGAGUCUCCACAAACCCAUGAUGGGACAUGUAGCAGCAAGAUGACGUGAUGAAACCCAUUAUGCACCAUAUUUAAUAAAUUGAUGAGGUAGCUUAAAAUACAUUUUGAAAAUAACCUCUAAUCGGGUGUUAGACAUACUUCUCAUUAGCGGCGAUCGAUACUGCAUAUCUUGGUGUCGAUCCAAUACCAAAUAAAGUAUCGUCGACACUGAUUGAUACCAGUACCGAUACUUUUUCUCCGUUGUUUUCUAAUUAAACAAACCGCAAAAAUUAUAAUUUAAGAGAGGAUGGAAGCAAAAUCUUUCUUGUUGUACAAUUGAGAAACUACAAUACAAACUUCCAAGAUGCAAUAUGGAACUAAAGUAUUGAUUGAUCGGAUAUUAUUGAUAUUUUACCUCUACCUCUCACUGACGUAUUAUUGUUAAUAAAAAAUAUAGGCCUGAAAAUGUCAAUCUGCGCGUAAUUCAUCAACACAAUCUGUUUCACUUAGUAACUUUAGUCAUUAAAAUCAAAGACAUUUUCAAGAAUAUUCUAAUUCGUUAAAUAUGACUGCAUAGCUGUGCCUGCUUGUAGAGGAGGAAUUUCGCAGCAUCUCCGAACUUCUGUUUUGUGUGUAGGUGAGUUGAAUAACCUGAUGAUGUGAACAUUUUUGUUAAAAUUAUCAUUAUGUUGUCAGUAUAAUCUGAGACAGAAAACGUGUGAAAAGAUCAACCUCCUCCAUGUCCUCCCUGAGCUGCUAUUGCCGUCUAAAGAAACGGUCAAAAACAAUCAGAGCCAGGAGGAGGGUCUUAGCGCUGCCAGUCAGGCUCGUGUACGUCCACUCAAUGUGAUAAUGAUGGAGAAACAACUUAGGAAAACUGUUUAUCUGCAGUCAUUGGUGGCCAUGCUAACUAUCCUUAGCAUUCAUGGCUAAAUACCUUAUGGUGAGACCCUCCUCCUGGCUCUGAUUGGUUGUUUCUGACGGAGCAGGGUAUUUCUGCAGUUGGCACUGGGACAUAUAAAACUUUUUUUUUUUCAUAACAGUUACAGAUUGCAGCUUUAAGGAAGGACUUAGGAAUCUCUUCGAACUUGAAAAGAUGCUGGCUAAAAACAACCCUGGGUCAAAUACGCAUCAUCGAACCCAGGGUUGGUGCAACUUGCAGAAUGGGCUUAACUUAGCUGAAUGGGUUCAAAUGAAAGAAAGUUCGACUUUUUCAUCAUGUGGAUGAACUUUGGUGAAGUCAGGGGAGGUCGUUGUAUCAUUGACGCAGUAACUCUACAAAACUGGCUCACAAUGUUUUGAUGCCACGUUUGUUUAAAACAGCCCACCUUCUUUCACAACAACACAAACCUAUGAAAUAAUGGUGAGGAACUUUGCAGCUUCUGCAUGUGACCAGCUAAUGAAAGGGACACAAUUAAAUGAACAGUUUGUUUUUCUGGGGUUUUUUGUUUGUUUGUCUAUAUUGUAAAGUUAUUUGAAAACCUUUGUGCCGUGCAAUGUGAAAUUCAUGGAGUAUUGUACUUUUAAAUGUGCCUGAAAAGAAAAAGGAAAAAAAAAACCAACCUGUUUUGAUCAUUUCUUUUAAACUGUCUCAGUGCAGUGGGUGAAGGUUAAAUGCUAUGGUAGAAUAGAUGAGAAUAUUUGGAAACAAAAAGCUGUUUCAAGUUUGUGGUUCGUAAAGUACCUCACAGGUUUCGUUUUCUGUUUAUUAUUAUUAUUAUUAUUAUUAUUAUUAUUAUUAUUAUUAUUAUUAAUAAUUUAUUUUUUUAUUUUUUAUUUUUUCUCCUAAUUUUGACAAAUAGCAAACAGCUGUGAUUGGAGAUAUUUUGUGUUCUGCAUGCAGGUUGCUGCAAAAAAAAAACCCAACAACACACUACUUGCAACACACCCACCCACACACGCACACACACACACGCACACACACACUACGUGGGCAAAUCCAGUGACAUUUUGCACGUUUGUAGUUUUCCUCUGC
Messenger RNA from Gambusia affinis (western mosquitofish), 7241 nucleotides. It is a transcript of the gene trhra, whose product is annotated as thyrotropin-releasing hormone receptor a. Gene Ontology annotation, biological process: phospholipase C-activating G protein-coupled receptor signaling pathway. Gene Ontology annotation, molecular function: thyrotropin-releasing hormone receptor activity. Bases 359 to 1609 code for a protein of 416 amino acids. Gene Ontology annotation, cellular component: membrane. The transcript has 2 exons. The record is from RefSeq and is a predicted model, not a curated record. Lineage: Eukaryota; Metazoa; Chordata; Actinopteri; Cyprinodontiformes; Poeciliidae.